This is a messenger RNA of Tetrapisispora phaffii CBS 4417, 1356 nucleotides long. RefSeq lists its product as uncharacterized. The transcript has a single exon. Gene Ontology annotation, molecular function: histone binding. Lineage: Eukaryota; Fungi; Ascomycota; Saccharomycetes; Saccharomycetales; Saccharomycetaceae. The coding region runs from base 1 to 1356 and encodes 451 amino acids. Gene Ontology annotation, biological process: regulation of gene expression. Gene Ontology annotation, cellular component: Rpd3L complex; nucleus; Rpd3L-Expanded complex. The record is from RefSeq and is a predicted model, not a curated record.
AUGGAUAACACUAGCAUCAAUAAAGUUAAGAACGAAGAGUUCAAGAUAUGGAAGAAGACUGUUCCUUCUCUUUACAAUCAUAUUACAACAAGAAAGCCUAUUUAUUUGUCUCCGCAAGUAAAUCACUCUGUUAACAAUUUUAGUAAGAUUAAGAAGACAAUAUGUUUUACUGAUAAAGUUAUUCCACAAAAGGAUUCAGGAAUUUUAGAAACUUCAGUAUUGUACAGUCAAGGAUAUGAAGUCUUUGAACUUGGUUUCGAGUUACCAUUAGGAGCUUAUGCCAAGAGUUCAGAAAGAAUAACUGAUCCAAAAUUCAAUUGUGAUGAUAAAACUACGACAACCCCUUUGUCCGCCAAAUGGUCGUAUCAAGGUGAAACUAUUUCCAAAUUAGAGUAUCUUAAUGUUGGCGAAACUACCGCUAUUGCUAUGGCAAAUACAGGUUCGUUAGCAUGGUUUAAAGAUGGUUUGAAAGUGCCAAUACAUGCUAUGCAAGAAAUCAUUGGUCCUGGUACCAGUUUGUCGAGCAUUCAUUCCGCUAAGGGUGGUCCAUCGGAUAUUAAUGAUUUCUCUAUUUCCUUAGAUGAUGAAACUAUCAUUAAGACUCAAUCUCUCUCGGAUAAUGGUAGCAUUAUAAAAUUAAUCGAUAAUGCUGCUAAACCUGGUACUGUUUUGCGUUCUAUUAAUGUUUCGAAAGAAUGCAUCACUCACACGAUUAAGUACAUUGAUAAUAACAUGUUUGUUACAUGCUCUAGUGAUAAUAUUAUUAGGUUUUGGGAUACCAGAGGAGAUGACAAACCGAUGUUUGUUUUACAGGACUCGAAGGAUGGUUUAUUAACUUCUCUCGACACCACACCUUUGAUUGACUCCCUUUUCAUAACUGGUUCUGAUACCGGUGUUAUUAAGCUAUGGGAUGUUAGACAAGUUUUGGCUGAGACUAAUGAUCUAUCCUAUAGACAACAUGGAGAAGAUCCGGUUCAUCAAGAAUUAUUCAGAUUUACUCAAUCGGGUGACGAUGGUGUCUCUGAUGUCCAUUUUUCAAAGACCUCAUUGGAGGACUUUUUAACAGUUGGUUCUUCCGGAAACGUGUACACAUGGAGUUUAUCUCCAGUACUUUCCGGUGCUGAGGAAGCAAAGGAUCAAGAUGCCAUGGAUGUUGACACACUGAAUAUAGAUUCUUUGAAGUUCUUCCAUGCAGGUGGUAAUAGAAAUAAGAAGGUUGAUAAAUCUGCGACUUCUAAAAGAAACACAGUUGCUUGGCAUCCAGUGAUAAACGACGUUGUCACCACUGUUGAAGAUGACGGUUUGGUAACAGUAUAUAAACCAUAUUUAGGUAGAGAUUUUGAUGACAAGGAAUAA